CAGGCUAAAGGACCACUCCAACAAUGAGGGGAUUUUGCACCAUCAAAUUACUGUCAAAGAGGCCUAUCACCACCCCUCUUUUUUUCAAGAGAUACAGACUAUGGAUCAUACUCAUUUAAGAGUGCCUAUGAGGAAAUCAGACCUAACAGAAGUAUUCAUAAUAGCAUUCAGAACAUCUGGAAUAAAAACAUUCCUACUAAAAUCUCUUUCUUCAUGUGGAAGGUGAUAAACAACUUGCAACCUUUUCAGGAAAAGUUACACCUAUUUGGCAGUCAUGGCCCCUUUAAACGUCCCUUUUGCAAUAACUUUGAUACAAGAGACCACUGUUAUACCUCCUGUGAUUUAAGCAAGAAACUUUGGACCCAUUACAGUAACCUUCUUAAUAUCGUGAAUCAUAAUAGUGAGUCUCUAAAUUCUGUUUUAAAUCACUGGUUCACUGCCAAAGAUGAUUUUGAAAAUCUUAAUAGCCAGGUUGCUAUCUACAUUUGUUGGAUUAUUUGGAAAAGAGGAAACAUGUACAUUCAUGAUGAUACUGAUAUUUUAAUUUAUGAGGUUAUUAAUAUUAUCAAUAAGGAGAUUAAGGAUGUUAGUUGGGCCAAACCUUUUGUCACCAAAGCCACUGAGCCCCCAUUUUAGACAUCCAGAUUAUUAAACCCAAGUUGAAAGUUCAAAAACAUACCAACCGAGUUCUUAGUUGGACUAGACCUCCUGCCAACUUCAUCAGAAUUAACAUAGCCAUCAGAACUACAAGGGAUGAGAAUAUUAUUUCUGGAACGAUCAUUCGAGAUAGCCAGGGGCACAUGAUACAUUACCAGUUCAAUACUCAUAAUCAGUCUGACUACACUUCCAUAUUUUGUGAUAUUGUUAUCAGCCUGAAAAUUCUGUUUCAUGAUAACAGGUACACUAACAUCAUUAUUGAGAGUGACAGAUUACAGGUACUCAAGACUAUUCAAGGAACCGAAAGCCCAAGGUGGACAACGAUAGCAAACCUUUAAGCCUUUACAUAAAUCUAUCAUUACAUUCAUUUUGACUAUUCUUACAUUAAGAAAUCUUGUAAUAGGGCGGCUUAUUUUGUUGCGGCUAACGCAAAUUUUAUUACUAAUAGCCCAAACAUUUAUACGAAAUUUCAGGGUAUUCUCAAAUUUGAUGCAAUUAGCUACCCUUAUGUUGUGUAAUGUCGGUAGGUUUUGGCAAAAUGUCCCCCUACCAUGUACUUUUUUU
Messenger RNA from Cuscuta epithymum, 1221 nucleotides. Lineage: Eukaryota; Viridiplantae; Streptophyta; Magnoliopsida; Solanales; Convolvulaceae. The record is from the annotation of a GenBank genome assembly.